Rangifer tarandus platyrhynchus (Svalbard reindeer) is the source of this 1176-nucleotide messenger RNA. Lineage: Eukaryota; Metazoa; Chordata; Mammalia; Artiodactyla; Cervidae. The record is from the annotation of a GenBank genome assembly.
AUGGAGCCCUUGCGGGUCCUGGAGCUCUACAGCGGAAUUGGGGGCAUGCACCAGGCUCUCAGAGAAAGCUGUGUACCUGCACGAGUGGUGGCCGCUGUUGAUGUAAACACUGUUGCUAACGAAGUGUACAAGUAUAAUUUUCCUCACACACAGUUACUGGCCAGGACAAUUGAAGGCAUUACACUAGAAGAGUUUGACAGAUUAUCUUUCAAUAUGAUUUUAAUGAGCCCACCCUGUCAGCCCUUCACAAGAAUUGGCCUGCAAGGUGAUGUGACUGAUCCAAGGACAAAUAGCUUCUUAUAUAUUCUAGACAUUCUCCCAAGAUUACAAAAAUUACCGAAGUAUAUUCUUUUAGAAAAUGUUAAAGGUUUUGAAGUGUCUUCUACAAGAGAUCUGUUAAUACAAACAAUAGAAAAUUGUGGCUUUCAGUACCAAGAAUUUCUAUUGUCUCCAACCUCUCUUGGCAUUCCAAAUUCAAGAUUACGGUACUUCCUUAUUGCAAAGCUUCAGCCAGAGCCUUUCCCUUUUCAGGCCCCUGGUCAGGUACUGAUGGAGUUCCCCAAAACGGAAUCUGAACAUCCCCCUAAAUAUGCAGUAAAUGCAGAAAAGAAAACUGAAGAAAAGAAAAUUGAACCAAAUAUUAGCUUUGACAGCAGCACACAGUGUUCUGGAAAAGAGGCCAUUCUUUUUAAGCUUGAAACUGCAGGAGAAAUUGACAGGAAACAGCAACAGGACAGCGAUCUCUCUGUGCGAAUGCUGAAAGAUUUUCUUGAAGAUGACAUUGACAAGCAUUCAUUCUUUUUACCACCAAAGUCACUACUGCGAUAUGCUCUUUUGUUAGACAUUGUUAAACCCACUUCCAGAAGAUCCACGUGCUUUACAAAAGGUUAUGGACGCUACAUAGAAGGGACAGGAUCUGUGUUGCAGACAACAGAGGAUGUGCAGAUUGAGAAUAUCUACAAAUCGCUUACCGGUUUGUCACAAGAAGAAAAAAUAAUGAGAUUGUCAAUGCUUCAACUUCGAUUUUUCACUCCUAAAGAAAUAGCAAAUCUCCUUGGAUUUCCUCCAGAGUUUGGAUUUCCUGAGAUGACAACUGUCAAACAGCGUUAUCGUCUACUUGGAAAUAGUCUCAAUGUGCAUGUUGUAGCUAAACUAAUCAAAAUCCUAUGUGACUAA